AUGCAGUCCAUUCGCGCUUUUUCCCUAUCUUCACUCUCCCUCGCCAUCCUCCUUCUCCACCAGCCUCUACAGACCCACGCCGCCCCCGAACCCCAAGCAGUCGCCUCGACGCUGACAGCCAUCUCGCAAAUCCCCGACGGCCAGAUCCAAGCCGCAGCAUCAUCCCCCUCAGUUGCCGUCUCGGAUCCUUCGGCUACCUCGUCAUACGACAACCCAUUCACCAGCUAUACCAGCAUGACAAACUCGCUGGGCGUCAUCACGGGGAUGCCGUCCGUCGUGACCAGCCAGCCGGAAGUCGUCACGAGUCAACCCGUCUCGCCCACGCUCCCCACCUACUCUGGGUACGUGUAUGCGAACAGUUCCAGCUCCGACGGGACCGCCGUGGCAUCGAGUGCUCUCCUGACUGCCGACUCAUCUGGCACGACACUGGCUACCAGCACGGUGGCCGCCUCGGGGUCGGGAAGUCAAGGUCAGUCCACCGACACGAAGAGCGCAACUGCUACCUUUGCCCAAGCCACGGGUGGUGCGGUGUCUAAUAAAGUCGCCGGGGCUGGAGUGAGCUUGGUCGUGCUUGGACUAUGUUUCUCUUUGCUGUGA
This is a messenger RNA of Capronia coronata CBS 617.96, 597 nucleotides long. RefSeq lists its product as uncharacterized. Lineage: Eukaryota; Fungi; Ascomycota; Eurotiomycetes; Chaetothyriales; Herpotrichiellaceae. The record is from RefSeq and is a predicted model, not a curated record. The transcript has a single exon. Gene Ontology annotation, molecular function: structural constituent of cell wall. Gene Ontology annotation, cellular component: cell wall. Bases 1 to 597 code for a protein of 198 amino acids.